CACGCAAGUUCUCACCCUUCGAUUUGUCUCAAGUAUGAACCAAACUCAUUGCGCCCAAACAAUCGUAAUUUUCCCUUUAUUCCGUUUCACGCCGAGUCGAAAUCAAUCAGAACUGAUGAAACAAUUAUCGAAAAUAUUUAGUUUUUCAGAACACCUCCCCCAGCAGAUCGGAAGCCCCACUAAUGAAUCCCCCAAAGCCCGAUUUGCCACGACCAAUUUUGGGCGUCGGGUAUCUACCAACGGAAGCCCCGGUCAAGCAUGACUGAGUCCCAGGCAUGUCGGCAACCGCAAAUGAAAACAAACCUCCGUGAAAUAAUUGUAUUGUACCGCGUGAAGCCGAAAGUAGAAUCGGAUUCGACCUUAGCCUCUGGCCGCACCGUGUCGAUUGAAUGAAGAUGAGACACCUCUUUGCCAAACGGAGACGGAAUAUGGGUUGGAGGACGAUCCGCCGUCGUCGUGGGUCAAUUAUUUGAUUUAAUGUCUAUAAAAGUUGUUGCUCGCCAGGGGAAACCUAUCAAAGUUUGUUUGAACUUCUUGCGGAUCAGUUUGGAGAGCUUUCGGCGUGAUGAAGAUUGUUGUAACCAUUGUGGCCCUUGUGGCUGCAGUCAACGCACAAGCCGUUGUGCCAGUGAUGCAACAGAACCAGAUCCUUCCACCGGGACAAGUUCCGACAGAGUACGGCCCGCUACCACCGGUCCAGCCAUUGACUCCGUUCAACGCGCCCUUGGACGGGUACUACGGGUACAAUCCGUACAUCAACCCCUACAAUCCAGGCUUCUACCCGCAAGCUCCAUUCCUGCAUCCCGCCUACAACAACUUCAACCCACUGGCCUACCAAGUCGCCAUGCCAAAUCCGUACGCCUACCCCGGAGCGUACCCUCAGCUACCACAGCUUUACCCAGGACAGAUUCCUCAACUCCCCCAACAAGUGCCAUUCCCGGGCCAAGUUUCUCAGCUUCCCCCACAAGUGCCAUUCCCGGGACAGCUUCCGCAACUCCCCGGACCCAUUCCGCCCUUUGCCCGGCAACAACAGCUCAACGUUCAACCCCAGCAACAGACACAGGUCCGACCCCACUCGCCUGCACCGUCGGUGUCCUACAGCAGCUUCCAGCUUCAGCACCCAACAACAUCCCAACCCGCUAAGCCUGCCGUUGCCCUGGCUGGUCCCGUCCAGGGAGUCAACGGAGCACCGAAACCUGUGAGCGCUCCCCAGCAUGCCAGCGGAAACCAAGCGGCAGCGUACGGAUCCGCGUUCGGCAAGUACGUGUCGGCGGCUAGCAACAACGCAGCAGCAGCGGUUCCUCAGCAGCCCGGGACCGUGCUGACGGCUCCGGCGUUGCCCGGACGUGGGGUGAACCAGAAUGGUGCCCAGGGUGUUAAUGUAGCGCAGUAAAGGCCAUGUUGGACCUGUUUUUAGUUGUAAUUGUAUGGGAAUAAAUA
Molecule: messenger RNA, 1440 nt
Organism: Culex quinquefasciatus (southern house mosquito)
Lineage: Eukaryota; Metazoa; Arthropoda; Insecta; Diptera; Culicidae
Product: splicing factor 3A subunit 2-like
Exons: 2
Coding region: 566-1393 (275 amino acids)
Source: RefSeq, a predicted model, not a curated record